Fusarium oxysporum Fo47 is the source of this 2235-nucleotide messenger RNA. Its product is annotated as ferric reductase family protein. Bases 1 to 2235 code for a protein of 744 amino acids. The record is from RefSeq and is a predicted model, not a curated record. Gene Ontology annotation, biological process: intracellular iron ion homeostasis; iron ion transport; copper ion import. Gene Ontology annotation, cellular component: plasma membrane. Gene Ontology annotation, molecular function: ferric-chelate reductase activity. The transcript is spliced from 2 exons. NCBI's taxonomy places the organism in Eukaryota, Fungi, Ascomycota, Sordariomycetes, Hypocreales, Nectriaceae.
AUGGCUCAAUCAAAGAGAGUGGCUCUACCAGCCCUUCUAACACUAUGUGCCAUUGGCGUCCAAGCCGAUGGCACAGGCCUUAUUGGCUGGGGAAAGACAAUGUACAACCCAACAUGCUCCUUCGCCUGUCGACAAGUUAUCCGAAAACAACAACUCUCCUGUACUCCUACCGAGUCGACCGAGAAUCAUGGGACAGCGCAUAAUCCCGUCACGACACCGCCCGAUUGUUUUGUGGAAGACCAUAUCUUUCUUAAGACUAUGGCUCUUUGCAUAGACACAUACUGUCCCCUCGCAGGGAAUCCUUCUAUGAGUCUGAUCGAAGACUAUUGGGCAUCGCAUCUUGGAACAGGAACUAUUGGAAAGUAUGACUAUGUUCCGGUCAUGUCGUAUGAAGAUGCUUUGAGUGCGGCCAGGGAAGACGAAUCGAUGGCUUCCCAUAGCGCAAAUUCGACGUCUGGUCACAACAGCGGUAGCCAUCAUAAGAAGAGAGCUGCUCUUUUCCCGCGCCAUGGUGGCCACGAUACAUCUUCUCACGAAGGCCUAGUAACCUUCAAUGUGUCAAGUCCUUUGCCCGUCACCGCUGGCGGAACAGAGCCCCUCAACGAGACCAGCUUCAUCGGCCCUGAGGACUGGCAACUCCAGUAUAACUAUCUCUAUGACUUUGAGACCAACGAGGCUGGCCACACAACGAUGACUAUCACCAUCACUCUCGUGGCCAUCUGCCUCCCAGUUGUCCUCUCACUGUUGAGAUUCAUACCCGGCCUGACUAAGAGCCGAGGAUGGGCUUACUGGCAAUCAUUUCUGGUUGUCCCAGCGGCGUUUGGUAAGCGACAUCGUGAGCCAACUGUCGCUGGCAAUGUUCCCAACAGUGGACAGGCACUCUACAUCGCCUUAAUCAGCAUUCUCAACAUCCUACUCUGGCUCGGACCAUAUACAGUCCAUCAACCUCAGGCUAGCUUUGCCUCCCUUAAGAUGCAGACGAUCAGCGUCGUAGGCAACAGGGCAGGUGACAUGGCAAUGGGUAAUGUUGUGGCUUUGUUCCUCUUUUCAGCUCGCAACAAUAUACUUCUCUAUGUCACGGACUGGAGCCAUAGUACAUAUCUCCUGCUGCACAGAUGGCUUGGAUACUGGGCUAUCUUCCAUACGAUUGUUCACUCUGCCAUGCUUCUUGCCAACUAUGUCAUCCAAGGCACAUACGAAGAAGAGCUGCCAGUCAGGCAGAAGAUGUACGAGUUCUUUCUCGGAUCGCACAUAAUCUUAGCUCUUCUCUUCAUUAUUGGAUACUACUACCAUAUCUGGUAUCUUUAUGGGUACAAUUGGGGCUACGAGAUCUUUGCAUUCGUGGCUGGAGGUAUUUGGGGUCUCGAACAUGUCGUUCGACUAGUUCGCAUGGCUUGGCAAGGUAAUCGAAAGGCAACCAUCUCGACCAUUUCAGAUGUUGACGGAGAGUACAUCCGAAUCGAGAUUGAUGGGAAGCCUCUGGAGGGUGGUGUUGCGUAUCUUGCUUUCCCUACGCUUUCGUGGCGUUUCUGGGAGACUCACCCCUUUUCUGUCGCAUAUUCUGGCUCAUUGACUAGUGAGAACAGCCGUCAGCCAUCGACAACUGGUGCCAAAGAAGAAAGUAUGACAGUCUCACCUAGCUCUGAGACAGAUGCUGAAAAGGCUGGUAAUAUCAAUCAGAACACUUCAGUUGUUAGCGCAACUGAGGGGAGAUCUACUGUCUUCUAUGCUCGGGUCCGAACGGGCAUGACCAAGAAACUCGCAUCACGAGUAUCUGGCCAGCAAUCUGAAGCACUUCAACUUCGGGUGAUCGUCGAAGGACCUUACCAUCAUUCCGGCCAUAUUUCACCUCAACUCUCACACUGCAAAGACAUUUUGUGUAUUGCCGGAGGUGUUGGCAUCACAGCCUGUCUCCCAUAUCUUCGGCAAGGCGCUUCAGGCAAUACAAAACUCUUCUGGUCGAGCCGCAAGAAAGGUCUUAUCACAGCCCUAACACCGGCUCUUGCUGAUCUGCCAAGGAGUGUACAGGUCGAAACCGUUGUGGGGGAGCGUUUGGGUCUUAGGGGCAUCUUGACCCAAGAACUGAUUAGAGCGCCAGAUGAUGGUGCGCUGGCGAUUGUCAUGUGUGGACCUCCCAGUAUGGCUGAUGAAGUGCGUAGAGACAUUGUUGAGAUUGUGAGGAGCAGCGCCUUAUGCCGCGCCUAUGUGCUCCUAGAUGAAGCGUUUUCUUGGUAG